Molecule: messenger RNA, 817 nt
Organism: Racocetra persica
Lineage: Eukaryota; Fungi; Glomeromycota; Glomeromycetes; Diversisporales; Gigasporaceae
Source: the annotation of a GenBank genome assembly
AAAUUCCACCAAUUCCUCUACGACAUCGUUACAUCCACAAAUAGAUUUGAUGCGUUCUACUACACAGAUUCCACAUCUUUCUAUAUCUCAAAUUGAAGAGUCACAAGCUCAAAUUACGAUAACUCUCAAGUUUUCACCGUCAAAAUAUUUGUUUAAGUUCUCAAAACCAAAACCAACCGCAUUAGUAGGAAAUUUUAUCAAUAUCCGAACCACCGCAAAUUCCCUCUGUCAUGAUUUUUCGACUAUAAUGAAACGAUUUGUAUAUCCAAGUAGUUUGGAAAAUACUUUUGCUUUUCACAUGGGUGAGGCGGAGGUAUUUAAAAAAAAUGAUCCGAUAAAACGAGAUCAGAAUAUUCAACGUGUUCGUAAACUAUCAUUAGAGGAAAAAAUCUUUGAGGAAUUAUUUGGUGGUCUGAGGUAUAGAAUACAAAAGGAGUUUGAACGGAUGCAAAUGAACAAAAAUUCAUGGUGCAUCGAAUCUAUUAAUGAAGAUUUUUCAAUAUCUCCAACUUAUCCCCAAGAUUUCAUUUUACCAACACAAGUUCUUAAAGAAACGUUAGCGAAUUUAAAUUCAUCUAGUACUUGUUCCAAUCUAUCUAAUACUUCACUUGAAUCACAGCCUACGGCUGGUUCGCAAACUACAUCUGAAUCACAAUCUGGUUCUUCUUUCUUCGAAAAUCUUGCUAAGUUUCGGUCUCGUGGACGCUUUCCUGUUAUUUGUUGGAAAAAAGGUCAUAAUGUAUUGAUGAGAAGUGGUCAACCAAUGGUUGGAUUUUUAGGAUCAAGAGGAUUUGAAGAUGAGACACUAAUGCGUGAA